This is a messenger RNA of Adineta ricciae, 243 nucleotides long. The record is from the annotation of a GenBank genome assembly. NCBI's taxonomy places the organism in Eukaryota, Metazoa, Rotifera, Eurotatoria, Adinetida, Adinetidae.
AUGACUAUGAUCAAGAGUACUACCUAUAUCAUUCUAGCGAUUUUUGUAUUGAUUUGUGCAUCGAUUGCAUUUCUCGUGUCCGUUGGAGUACUUUCUCUCGUUGUAUUCCAUCGACAACGAACUCUUUUAUCAUGCUUAACAUGUAUGCUUACAACCUGUUUGGUGAUCUACGUGAGAAUAUUUCGUUUGUUGCCGAUUGGUGGUGUUAUGGACGUGCUUAUCUACUGUAUGUUUCAUUCGUAA